Messenger RNA from Hypoxylon trugodes, 1364 nucleotides. Its product is annotated as ras-domain-containing protein. Gene Ontology annotation, molecular function: GTP binding; GTPase activity; GDP binding. NCBI's taxonomy places the organism in Eukaryota, Fungi, Ascomycota, Sordariomycetes, Xylariales, Hypoxylaceae. The record is from RefSeq and is a predicted model, not a curated record. The transcript is spliced from 8 exons. Gene Ontology annotation, biological process: signal transduction. Bases 559 to 1257 code for a protein of 232 amino acids. Gene Ontology annotation, cellular component: plasma membrane.
UCGCUGCCUCCGGUUUCCCUUCCCUGGCUCAUUCUGGCUCUCGUCUAGUUCCUCACUACAAUAGGAAAGGGGCCAGCCGCGUUUUUAUUUUUUUCAUCGACCCCUCCGCCCCAAACUUCCACCAACGCGGCUCUUUUUUAUCGGAUAACUAUUUCCCCCCCUUGACUUGGCUACCUACCUAUACCCAUUGGACCUAACCUACCUAGCUAAGCUACCGACGUCAGCUCUCUUGUCUGACGUUAUCCCCCGGCCACCCCCUGGGAAGGAAAAAAAUACAUAAAAUAACAUUGAAAUCCCACCUAGUUGGAUGACGAUACCUUCGCACAACACGACUAGCUAAAAGAACCACAUCCCAGCCGCCACCACCGUUUCGUUAUUUGUCGCAUCAGUGGCAGAUAAACAGAUACGGGCUGACGGGCUGUUGGACUUCGCAUUCGCAUUGUUGGUUAAUUCUUUACUUCGGCGCCUCUGAUGCGCCUUCGUGAGAUUCGGAGCUCCUCGAAGCUAGCUUGGAGCUUUAUAAGCUGAAGCUGGAAUCAAAAGCUCAAAUUCAGAACCAUGCCUCCAAGACAGGGUCGUUUUCAACCCGCAGCAGCUGACAUUGUCACUUCUUUGUGUAGCCGGGAAUUUCAUGUUGUUGUGCUGGGUGCAGGCGGUGUCGGGAAGAGUUGUCUUACAGCUCAGUUUGUUCAUAACGAAUGGAUUGAGAGUUAUGACCCAACCAUCGAAGACUCUUACCGGACCCAAGUGGCUGUUGAUGGUCGCCAAGUAGUUCUGGAGAUUCUGGAUACCGCUGGAACAGAGCAGUUCGUUGCCAUGCGGGACCUGUACAUGAAAACUGGUCAAGGCUUUCUUCUAGUUUUUAGUAUUACCUCAGCUUCGUCAUUAUCCGAGCUAGCGGGGCUCCGCGAUGAGAUCAUCCGCAUAAAGGACGACGAGACUGUUCCGAUUGUCAUAUGUGGAAACAAGGCAGAUCUAGAAGACCAACGGUCCGUGCCACGUACCAAAGGUUUUCAAAUCUCUCAGAGAUGGGGCGCGCCGUACUAUGAAGCUAGUGCUAGGACGAAGACAAACGUCGACGAAGUAUUUGUCGAUUUGUGUAGACAAAUGCUCCGAAAAGACGAUGCUGGGGAGAAUUACCUCGAGGAGCAGGACGACAAAUUUGAUCCCUAUUCCAUAUCCUACUACAAAAAGCGAAGGAGGAGAAAGGAUAAGGACCGAGAUUCAAGCCACCGACCUAGAUGCGUUAUCCUAUGAUGAUUUCUACAGCGUUUGCUCGGGACAUAUUUUGGGGGGAUGCAUGCAAAAGCUCAUAGGUUUCGAUACCAUGAAGCGCGCGGUGGCUGAAUCCUUUUGAAGCAUCU